AGGCGCAGUUCGAGCCACUUCCUUCUUCCUGCAUAGGCCUUCUGUUAAGGAGGCCCCCCUGCAUGAAUGUGGCGCCCCCGUGUAUUCGCGCUGAUCUGCGGUCGGUUUGUGAGCGUCUCUCCGCUCUCUGUGUGUUUCUUCAGCUGCUCUCAGACCGCCAACGUUGCUCCGCCCCUUAGGAAGAGUUUCGCGGCAAAAUCAAUCGCGUGUACACACACUCAGAGCAGCAACGACAACAGAAAAAGGAGGUAAGACAACAUAUUUACACCUGUUAGGACCACUUUUGCUUCACUGUGCUGCUGCUGAUGGUUUUAUUAGCUUUUCGUUAUGUUUAAUUCAGUGUUGGAGUCAGCUGCUGUCAUUGGAGAAUUAAGACAGACUAUUUGAGAGGCAGUGUGUUAGCUUUCUGUGUAUUCAUUGAGCUUUGUAUUUAUGGUGAUUUUACAGUAAUUUACUUUGAUCCUGUCCCUGCAACUGCAAAAUGCAAUCCUGUUUUCUAUCUGCCUGUGAAGUGAUGUAUAUUUAAGUACUAAACCCUUCCUCAUGUAUAUAGUAUAUUACACAAAAUACUCAAACAAAAAUGGUUAAAGUGUCUGAUUUUGUACAUUUUUUGAUCCUUCACUGGUUGAAAUGUCUUUUUUGGUUAUCAGAAUUGUGAAAAAUGUUAGUGUAAUGUACAAUUUUCUUCAAAUUUUGUAUUUUUUUAGAUCUGUAGUAGGGCCAGACCGAUAUGGAUUUUUUGGGGCCUAUGCCGAUACCGAUUAUUAGGGGGGGGGAAUCGGAUUACCGAUUAAUCGGCCGAUUUUUAAAAUCUUUUUUUUUCAUGGUAUAAAAAAAAAUAUAUAUACUGUAGAUAUGCCUUAGGUUACUGCUCUUCAUGCUGACAGGAAGACCGACUGAUCAAACUCAGACCAGAAAAACGUUUUCAACAAACCUCCGGUGAUUGAGCUCACUACGUAGUCAGCUAUAUAGUGAAACCCCAUAUGGGGAUUAGGAAUUGAGUGAUUCAUUUCGCACACAACCAGAGUCUUCCUCCUCCCUCAGGGAAGCCACCCCAAGAACAGCACCCUCUGGUGACAGACUGCAGUAUAGGUAGUAAAUCCCUCCUCAGCCAGCCAUCCUAAUGGGGCUGUGGAGAAACUUUAGAAAUUUAUCUCUAGCAUCAUCACAACGACUCGGCUACUCUCCCGCUGAAUACGCACAAUGCUACUGCGCAAGUAGUGGAGUAUGUAUAACGCUACUGCGCAAUGUUGGUUUCAGGAAGUGGAGAAAAAACGAGGAAUUACCGAGAGCUUUUCGGCUUCAAAUCUGUAUACUGGUGGAAGGCAAAACCAAGUUGUCCAUAGUAUAUACAGUCUAUAUUCCACACAAAAUACCAAUUUGAGUGUAUCAUAUUAAAAAAAAAACAUUAUUAAUGGGAUUUUUAAGCAAGAUCUUCUCUUUUCUGCUCAUGCUCAGUAGAGUCAUGCCGUCUAACGUGGAGAUCAAAGCCAAAGUGAGCAACCCGACACAGUUUGCAGAGAAGGCGGCUGAGCUCAGCCAAUCAGAGGGCACGAUCAUCAGACAACAUGACACCUUCUUCAACUGCAGCCAGGGACGACUGAAGCUACGGGACUUCAUGGUACAAAGAUGAUAAAGAACUGUGUGUGUGUGUGAGAGAAAGAGGGAGAGAGAGAGAGAGAGAGAGCUGAGGAAAAGUCUCCACCUAGUGGCCGUUAAGAGUAACAGCAAAAGGACCAAAUGUGCAGAAUUAGUUCUGAAAAUAGUCUAUUUUAAGUGGAUGUCUGGGUUGAAAUCGAGUUCAGAUAUAAAUAAACAAUUUUGAGGGAAAGAUAAGAUUUUUGCCUCACUGUUAAAUCAUUUUAUUUGUUUAUUUGUUAGAAUAAAUCAGGUCAGCUGAUCUUCUACGAGCGCCCCGACACCGAUGGACCCAAACUGUCCCGUUACUCCAUCAGUCCGACCAGCGACCCGACCGGUCUGAGGGUAAAACACCAGCUUGUGUGUGUAUGAGUGUGUUUGUGAUUAUCCUCCACAUCAUAUUCAGGGCUAAUAAGUGUGUGUCUGUGUGUGUUUCUUUGUGCAGACCGUGCUGUCAGACGCACUCGGGGUCAAAGGGGAGGUGAAAAAGGAGCGGAAACUGUUUCUCGUCGGUCAGACCAGAGUUCACCUGGACGCGGUGGAGGGACUGGGGAGCUACAUGGAGCUGGAGGUAAGACACACACACACACACACACACACACACACACACACACACACACACACACACACCUCACACUCUUGAGUAUAUUGUGUUGGAUUUUAGGCUGAUAAAUGUUGAUCAUGUGAAAUAAUCGCAGAGGAGAAAAGAGAGGUGACGUCUGGGGAGAAGGAGUAUUACAUGGCCUCUGAGGAAGAGGAUGGAGAAUGAGUUUGAAGAAUUUUUUCACAGUUGUUAGUACUUUAAACACAAAAAUAACAGACUCUUUCGAAGUAUCAAAAUAUUUGUUAUUUACACAUUCAAAGUAAAGAGUCAGAACUGAAGAAACAAAAAUCUGCUUCCACAAAUGAAGAUGAAGUUUGAGUGCAUCACGGUCUUUGACAGCAGAGUGUUUAAGGUAUUUUAAAGUUUCCCUGUGGAGCUCAGAGCACAGGCAGAAAGACAGAGAGAGAGGGAGAGAGAAGAGCAGGUUACUGAGCUGGAAAUCUCCUCAGUGAGAAAAUGGAGUCGUCCUGAAAGACAAACAGGUGCGAGUGAACACGUGAUGAACGAAAUGGAUGUGGAGAGUCGAUAAUUAAACUCACAGAGUAAAAAUAACAUGUAUUUGUUCGUGCAGGUGGUGAUGCGUCCAGAGCAGACGGUGGAAGAAGGACAGCAGGUUUGUAUUUUGUUUUUUUUCAAAUUUGAUUCAACAUUUAUCGCCUUUUCAGCUGCGUGACUCUGUGUUCUAUAAAACUAAAUCUGAUUAUUUUUGUGAUAUUUUAGAUCGCUGAGGAUCUGAUGGAGAAGCUCGGCGUCUCAAAGGAGAGUCUGGUAACUGGAGCGUACAUGGACCUUAUAAUUAAUGGGCAGAAAGAGACUUAAAACAAACGCACAUCUGGAGACGGAAAAAAGGAGUCAGACAAAAAUACUAAAACAUCAGUAGAGUAAACAAUCUCUCCAAACUUUACUAAUGUGUCGUUCUGCACUAUUGUCAGUUUAUCUGAAUAGUUCACUCUGUAUUUAGUUUCUAUGAAAUUUCUUUAACUUUCUCUCUAUGUUUGAAUUUGAUUAACUGAAACAAAAUGAAAACUUUAAAUUGUUACUGUCUUUUCUAAAUAAAUGAACUCGGUGUGUUCAAACAAAA
Xyrichtys novacula (pearly razorfish) is the source of this 3323-nucleotide messenger RNA. The record is from the annotation of a GenBank genome assembly. NCBI's taxonomy places the organism in Eukaryota, Metazoa, Chordata, Actinopteri, Labriformes, Labridae.